Gavialis gangeticus (Gharial) is the source of this 2076-nucleotide messenger RNA. It is a transcript of the gene NKX6-3, whose product is annotated as NK6 homeobox 3. Gene Ontology annotation, biological process: regulation of transcription by RNA polymerase II; cell differentiation. The transcript is spliced from 3 exons. Bases 900 to 1688 code for a protein of 262 amino acids. Gene Ontology annotation, molecular function: RNA polymerase II cis-regulatory region sequence-specific DNA binding; DNA-binding transcription factor activity, RNA polymerase II-specific. Lineage: Eukaryota; Metazoa; Chordata; Crocodylia; Gavialidae. Gene Ontology annotation, cellular component: nucleus. The record is from RefSeq and is a predicted model, not a curated record.
CACACACACACCCACACACACACACGCACGCACAAACAAAAGCCAGAGGUGAGGAAGCAUAGACAUGUUGCGUUGAUGUGCACACAAGUGCGCUUCCUGUGCAUGCAUGUCCCACAGGGCAUGUGCACUCGCAGACAUGCAGGUGACAUGCAGCCUGCUGGCUCUGCCCCUUCUUUUCCCAGGCAAGGGGGUGCAUACCAAGGGGUGAGAGCCCAGGCACCAUCUAGCCCCUGGCCCAUUGCCUCACCCAUGCCCAGGCCCGUAUCCAUCCGGCACCCCAGCCUCGUGCGCUUCGUGUAUGGCCAGCGUUGCAUGCAGCAGCCCAGGUCCCGGGGCCAGCACCUACAGCGCAGGUGGCACCGGGCUGGGCCGGCAGGAGCUAAUGAGCCGGCAGCCAUGGGGCCUGUGCAGCCGGUCUUUCAAACUGCAAUUUGUCUAGGGUGAGCCAAUCCUGGACCGGGCCUGUCACCCGGCCAAUGGCCGUGGGAGCCGUGGCCGCCUGGCCAAUGGGGGCCCAGUAUUCUAAUGGACCACGUCUUUAUCAGAGAAAUGUUGCUUCGCCUGAAGUUAAACUUGGGUGGCAGGGGCUGGGGCGCAGCCGCUCCGGUGCAGGGACCCCAGCCGCGCCGCCACCCCCACCGCCGCCGUCGCAUGGGUGCACCUCGCCUGGUGCUGCACCGCUCCUGCCUGCCCAUCCUCCCCGGGGAGGUGUGUGCCACCUGGCCGUGGCGGCGCUCGCUGGCAGUGGCUGGCGCCCGUGCGUUACACUAGGGCGUGGCAGGACCGUGGCUGCCCUGUAGGCUCCAGGCUGCUGGGGAUGGGCAUGCUGCAGCACGGCGCGGGGCUGCAGCGCUGAGGGCAGUCUGGGCGUGGUGCUGGCCGGCGGUGGCGGUGGAGCCAUGGACUCCAACCUGCAGGGCACCUUUCUGCUGAACGGCCCCUCGCUGGGCCCCUUCCCCGAGGUGAAGGCGCCUGUGUGCCAGUACUCGGUGCAGAACUCCUUCUACAAGCUCAGCCCCCCGGCCCUUGGCGCCCAGCUGGCGGCUGGCACGCCCCACGGCAUCACCGACAUCCUGAGCCGGCCGGUGCCGGCGCCCAGCGGCAGCCUCCUCUCGGGCUACCCACAUGUGGGAGGAUUUAAUGGACUGGGCUCCCAGGGCGUCUACUAUGGCCCCCAGGCUGGGAGCUUCGCCAAGGCGGGGGCCGAGUACCCGUCCCGGGGCCGGAGCUGCUGGGCAGACACCGGGCAGGACUGGCGCGGCGUCCGGCAGUGCGGCAGCACCCCCGCGCACCUGACAGACAGCGUCCACAAGAAAAAGCACACGCGCCCCACCUUCACCGGCCACCAGAUCUUCGCGCUGGAGAAGACCUUUGAGCAGACCAAGUACCUGGCGGGGCCCGAGCGGGCGCGGCUGGCCUACUCCCUUGGCAUGACGGAGUCCCAGGUGAAGGUGUGGUUCCAGAACCGCCGCACCAAGUGGCGCAAGAAGAGCGCGCUGGAGCCGUCGUCGUCAUCGCAGCUGCAGCCGCAGCGGGCGGCCGGCGGGGAGCGCGGUGCCUCUGAGCCCGAGGACGAUGAGUACAACAAGCCGCUGGACCCCGACUCAGAUGACGAGAAGAUCCGCCUGCUGCUGCGCAAGCACCGUGCCGCCUUCUCAGUGCUGGGUCUGGGCGCCCACAGCGGCUGAGCCUGCCACCAGCCCUCGCCUCGACCAGAAGCUGCCGGGGUGGGGGGGCGCGUGGGAGGCAGAGCCCGUGCCUACGUCCUCAGGGCUGGGCUGCCCAUGCAGCGUUGCCGGAUGGCCGGCCCAGCCCGGCUGCAGGGUGCGGCAGCCACAAGUGCAGGGCCAGGGGCUCUGCACCGACGGGGCGGGGGCCGUGCCUCAGCAUGUCUCGGGGCAGCCAGCGUCAGCAUUGAUGAAAUAAAGGUCCCAGCCAGGCGUCCAGGUGGUGCUUCCGUGGGGCGCGGUGCAGCUUGCAGCUCGCGGCGGGGGUUGCAGCCAGGAGGGCCGGCGCUGCCCAGGGAGGGGGCACAGGGCCAGCUCUGCUGCAGCAGGCUGCAUGGCUCCUGAGGUC